CUUGCUAGCAUCUUGGUAAGAUGAAAACCCAUAUGAGCAUCAGGCAUGGAUGACCUGACAAUUGACUUAACAGGCAAUAACUAGUGCGCCAGCUCUCGAACAAGUGACAGUUUAAGGUCAAGCCUGUCCUUGCAGAGCACGAGGAGAACCCACCAAACACAUCCACUGUUAACCGAUCCACUUGCCAACCUUUCUGGCGAAUACAAUGGCUUCCAGCUCGACCCAGCCAUGUACAGCAGGAAACGAUUCGAUUCUGACACCAGUCAUGACCUUGGAUGGACAUAAACCAUCUAUUAUUUCCUUGCCGGAUGGUAAACAUCACGAGUACAAAGGUGUUUCAUGCAUUUCCUAUUUUCCCGACGGCAAGCAAAUGAUCAGUGGAUCACGCGAUAGGACCAUUCGACGAUGGGACCUGCGGGAGGGUAAGGAGAUUGUGGAGGAACUGGAGGUCUGUGAGAAUCGUAUACGAGCAGUGGGGGUAUCAAGGGAUGGUCGAUGGAUUGUCACUGCUAGUGGCAGUGGGGAGCUCAAAGUCAGUGAGGUUGAGACGGGGAUCGUGAGAACAUUUCUUGAUGAAGGUCAUUUCGUUUGGAUCACCUGCAUCGAUAUCUCCCUGGACAGCACGCUGGUUGCGGGUGGGUCAAUUGAUUCUAAAGUGCGGAUAUGGAGCUUGGACACAGGAAAACUCGUGGCUGGUCCAUUCAAAUGUGAUGGUGAUAAUUCUGUCGACCUAGCACUUCGAUUCUCAAAAGACUCUCGGAAGCUAGCAGUGUUGUCACAUCUGGAGCAGCGCCUUCAGGUGUGGGAUGUCCAAGCACAGAAAUUGGAUGUACAAAGAUAUACUCUCCAAAAUGCGGUGUCAACUUUGCCGAUAUUUUGGACAACAAAAAACAAAUCCAUCGUAGCCGCAUUCAGCUUUACUGAUGGCUGGACCACGACGAUGUAUGAAUUUAACGCGUCGACCCUCAAGACUAUCGGAGCUCCUUUUAAAGCUACUUCUCCCAUCGAUAGUCUAGCACUCUCAUCUGAUUGUACUCUUCUCGCCAGCACUUCCCACGACCGCACGAUCAAGCUAUGGGCCUUCGAGUCCCGCCAGCUCCUUGCUUCAUUCGACGUUACAUCUCAGGCCAUCACCCUCGUCAUCUCGCCCGAUUCACGCCAACUGGCUUACACGUCCAAGGAUGACGCUAAGAUUCACGUAUGCAACAUUCCAGCCAACAUCCUCGCUAGCAUUGGGCUUGCAGAAGACCCGCAGUCUAGUACAAGUAAAUCUAAACAUCCACGCAAUGCUGUGAUGACAUCUAUGAUGUCUCAUCGCCCACCGAGACCAUGGCCUACAAGGGACCCACAUACUUUCCUUCACUUUCUACGCAGAAUACUCCUUCCCUCUUCUUCUCGUACAGACGCGGUUCGCACCGAUGAGCCUCGUAAUCCCCUGAAUCACCUAGGCGCGCAUUUCCGGUGGUUCGGUCCCGUCGCACCUUCGCCUGGUGUGGGUGCUGGAGUUGAGCAUCAUGCAUUCCAAGCGGGACCAAAUGGUUAUUACCCUCCUGCAGAAGCCGAUGUCACUAACGUUGGUCCAAACCCACCGCUGACUGAGGCUACUCCUCCCCCACAACGCCCAUCCGCGCCCCUCCCGUACCACCAACCUUUCCCAUCGAAUUCUUUUCCAGGAGGCGUGAACCCUUGUGCCCCACCAGCACCGCACCAAGGAUAUCUCCCCCCGAAUCAUGAGCCUGGGCUCCCAACGGCCUUUGCUCCUUUUUUGGUCCCUCAAGCACCAAAUUUGUCGGUCGGCCAAAAGCGCGUCGCGGAAGACCUCGAAGGACGCGACGACAAGCGAACUAAGAUAGCCUUCCGUAGGCUCAAGAGCGACCCGUUAUUUAAACUCAUGACAACAAAAAACAAAUCCAUCAUAACCGCAUUCAACUUCUACUGCACGCCGACAAUCAAUGAGUUUGACGCGUCGACCCUCAAGACUGUUGGACCUCCUUUCAAAGGGCACACAGGCCCCAUCGAGGAUCAGGGUCUAGCACUUUCAUCUGAUUCUGUGGGCCUUCGAGGCCGCCGGCUGCUCGCUUCAUUCGACGUGAAAAAUAUACUCUCCCUCGUGCUCUCACCCGAUUCACGCCAAGUGGCUUAUACGUCUACGGAUGACUUCAAGAUCUACAUAUGUGACAUUCCGGCCAAUAUCCUUGCUAGCAUUGGGCUUGCAGGGAAACUGCAGCCUGGUAAACGUUCACGUCGCGCUAGUCUACUCAACUCUAAUGCAACACGUCCUGCGUGCCGUAAACCAGUGGUAAUACCUGUCAUAUCUUCCAUCUCCCACUCACCAAGACCUCUGCCUACAAGUAACCCACAUACUUUCCUUCGUUUUGUGCGCAAACUCCUUUCCUCCUCUCCUCGUACGGAUGCGGUUUAUACCGAUGAGCCUCGUAAUCCCCUAGACUUCCCUGCUACAUCCCCCUUACCUCGCCCACUUAUAAAACCAGACGAGAACGUGAGUGCGAACUUUCAUCGUUGCAUAUUUGACUUACAUUCUUUCAGUCUCGAUCUACACCGGCACCACCCACCACUCAAUCCCCCCGCCGCCAAUACUUCCCCAACCUUCAAAUCUAGCUUACAUCGACUAUCCACUUGGUGGCCCUUUCAGACAGAUUAUGCAUCACCGGCGAUCGUCAAUGUUGCUCUCGCGCCGGGUAAACUGGGAUACGCUACAGCGGGUGCUCCCGCCGAUGAAGAUGACGUGAUACGUGACGAAGACUAUGUUUCUCCUCCUCCUUCUCCCAAUCCUGGCUCACGCCGAGGAAUUGUCAACGCCGGACAGCAUAGAAGCGGCCGGUUUUGUUGCUGCUUCUAACUGAUUUCGAACUCGUUCCCUGGUAUCUCGUAACUGUAAUUGUUACUCAUUGCAUGCGUCAUCCUCUCUACACUUGCGUGGAAUGUAUAAUCAUUAUACCCCCUGAA
Molecule: messenger RNA, 2967 nt
Organism: Suillus subalutaceus
Lineage: Eukaryota; Fungi; Basidiomycota; Agaricomycetes; Boletales; Suillaceae
Exons: 10
Coding region: 206-2860 (884 amino acids)
Molecular function (GO): protein binding
Source: RefSeq, a predicted model, not a curated record